Messenger RNA from Exophiala oligosperma, 2256 nucleotides. RefSeq lists its product as uncharacterized. The record is from RefSeq and is a predicted model, not a curated record. Bases 67 to 1194 code for a protein of 375 amino acids. NCBI's taxonomy places the organism in Eukaryota, Fungi, Ascomycota, Eurotiomycetes, Chaetothyriales, Herpotrichiellaceae. The transcript has 3 exons.
AGCGUCCUCUCUUCGUCGAGAUCGACUGAGCUCGAAUUCUUUUGAUAGCAUUCUAUUCGUUUAACCAUGACGUCUUCAGAAGACCAAGCAAUUGGCUUGAUUUGCAAGAAGUGCUUCCACCGAGCACUGUGGCUUCCGCAGACUGCCAACCAUCCCAGACUUAGAGUCACGUACUCUACCACCACGAACUUUGACAAUGUCAGUCUACCUGUGAUAUUUUUCAUUCCGCCAAUGUUUGGCUGCCGGUGGAAUGCCUUGCACUUUAACAAGCUGGCGAAUGACUGCGGCGUCAGGGUUAUAUUCGUCGAUAGACCAGGCUUUGGGGGCUCGACACCUGUGACACUCGACAUUCGUGUGGCUGUCUGGCUAGAGACGGUGCCAGUUCUACUGCACCAACUCGGCGUCGAACACGUCUCGAUCGUGACCCAUUCAGCUGGAACGAUUUACACACUCAACACGUUAAUUCGGUACCGGGACAUCCUCGAUCCAAAGAUGCCGUAUGUAGCGUUCAUGGCCCCUUUCGUACCCAAGGCUUACUCGGGGGCGACUGUUCCUUCGCUCGCGUCCAAACUUCCGACCAAUGCUCUUGACACCUGGGCCGGCAUCAACUCAUUCGUCAACAACAAGAUCAUGCCCAGUGUAUCUUGGUCCGGAGGUCUCAUCUCGCCGUUGUCCAACGUUUUCUCAUCCUCUGCCGGUACCGAAGUUCCCGGUGCGGAGGCGUCGAAUUCUACGACGCUCGUCGAACAAUACGGCUUCGACAAGGAUACCGCCAAGGUCAUCCAGAAGUUUGCGACAAAGUGGCAAUUCGCAGAGCCCAACGAGGGCGGCAACGAAGAGGCCAAGCUGUGUCUCCAGAAAUGCGACGACGCUGCGUGGGUUGAGGCGGCGGAUUACUCGGGCUGCAUUCGGAAGAUAGCCGACAAUGAGGGAGCCCUCAGUGGGAGUAAAAAUGCACCCGGAGUGGCCAAGUUGAAGAUCGAUUCAUUCUUUGCAGGGUCGGAUAUGAUGAUCGCCAAACGUGGUCAGGCGUACUUUGAGCAAUGCUGGCAGGGUGAUGAGGUCAGUGGGAAGGUUGACUUUGUCACGUCGACGUAUCCCGAGGCGAAUCAUGACUCUUUGCUCGUUGACUAUAAAAAGGGUGCUUUGAAAGAUGUGUUUGAGAGGGUUGCUCGACUCAGCAGAAACGGAUGAUGGUGUUGAUGAUCUGUGGCUGAAGAAAGUCACCAGUGUGCUCUCGGCUGUGGGAAGGCCUCUCUUGAGACGUUGAUUAUACUGCAACAGGUGUACACCAUGACUGAGCUCGGGUCGUCAAUCCCAAAGGAGAAGGGCGAUCUAUGCAAUUUUCCGCCUGGCCUGGCUUGACCGACGCUUGCGGGACAGCGCUCCGGCCCUGAUUGACUACGAGCACUGGAACACAAGAGCCUCCAGGCGAAUGGGGAUAUUCCCAACGGGACUCUUGUCGCAUCACGACUGAUCUCGGAGAAGAGGAACAUGGCCGUUACGGUAUUGCAGAAGCGGACGACGAGUCACCGUGACUUGGGUUUGGUUACCAGCCAACGACCACCGGCUACCGAUACGAAUCAUGGCUCACUGCCGUGUCGAUUGGUGUGCAAGCAUACAACCAAGAUUCAAUUCGGUUGGACAAGAAUGGUGGCGGGGUGUACCGUGUGGGCAUUGCUUCACUCUUCACACUUUACGCGAGGUUCUUUUUGUGUAUGGAAACGUGUACCGUCAAUGCACCAUGCACCAAGCCAUCAUCAUCAUCAUCAUCAUCAUCAUCAUCAUCAUCAUCAUCAUGCACCGCCCUCGCGGUUUGCACUCGAUCAAGACCCGUCGACCGGUGAUUACCGCUUGGGCACGGCUCCCCCGAAGUUGAGGCGCACCCGGAGUGCAAUACCAACUAGUAUUGGCCGGUGACAUAUCUACGCAGAUUACAAACACAUACGGAGUACACACACAGACAAUUCUACUUCAUGCAUGUGUCAUCAUAAAGACAUGGACCGAAUCAGACUCGAUCAAAUAUCUGUAUUUGUAUGUACGGGGUAGAUGUUGGAAUGUCACCGUUGAAAUGUCAUAGGUCCAUUUAUUGUAAUCAUACACACGCGUGGGUGGCUGUACACUCGUACAAGUAUUCCUGCUUAUUAUCGUGUCAGCGUUUGUGUUGUCUCCAAAAGAGCUAAGAUACUCUCUUUUUCUUUCGUAGUGGUCACCGCCGUUUUUCCGUUAAUACGAAACGAGUCUUUUUUUUUAUCU